Molecule: messenger RNA, 4060 nt
Organism: Blastomyces gilchristii SLH14081
Lineage: Eukaryota; Fungi; Ascomycota; Eurotiomycetes; Onygenales; Ajellomycetaceae
Product: FAD dependent sulfhydryl oxidase Erv1
Exons: 4
Coding region: 2713-3375 (220 amino acids)
Cellular component (GO): mitochondrion
Molecular function (GO): flavin adenine dinucleotide binding; flavin-dependent sulfhydryl oxidase activity
Source: RefSeq, a predicted model, not a curated record
GGGGUAGCAAUACGCAAAGCUGAGCAAACACCGCUUCAGCACGAGGGAAACGCGGCAGAUUUGGGGGUUGGGUGGUGUGUUUUCUCCCGCAAUGAGAGAAUGAUGAUGAUCUCUGUCCUGUCGUGUUCCUGACCAAACGCUGAGGGGGAUGGGAUGGGGGGAAAAGUUGACUAAAGUUAGCGCGGCGACCAAGGUAUAUUUAGUCAAAUAAAUAUUAAAUAUCAGCCUGAGCCCGCUGUGGAUCUUCUUAUUCCUCGUCACCAACAUCUAAAUAUCUGGGUUGGACAACAGCAGGGAGAGAGCGAGAAGGCUACAAUUAAUCCACAUUUGUUCAAUUGGGAUUGCAAGACUCGGCUACUACCGCUAUAUUCACUACCAGGCACAAAAAUGGCCAAUCUCCCAAAUCUGCGGCGGCUCUUUGUCGAAUCUCGAACAGAAGUCGAGGAGAAUGAGUACUCCAGAAAUGCUUUCUACAACCUGGUCCUUUUCAUCUCCUCAGUCGCAGUCUUCAGCCUAGUGGCCCAACGCAUGGGUGGCGGAAAGCCAUACCAAUGAUCAGGAAGAUCUCAGAAUCAUAUUAAAAGUCUCAGAGAAAAUUAAUUAGUAUUAUAGCAGCGGAUCGCCAAACAUACCCUCCCGUCAAGCAUUCUCGCGGUAUAUCAUUCACCUCAUCCCAUUUUCCAGCGUCGUACAUCAUCACCAAAACAUGAACAAAGGGGAAACCAGGAAAAAGCUCAUAUCACAGAUAGAUAUGUAUUCGGUCCAUAACAAUAUCAUACCACUCAUUAUGCGCCAAACAAGGGAAGUAAACAAAAAGACAAAUAAGAAAAUAGCCAAACAACAACGCUCAAUCUGUCUCCUCUCCGUCCUCAUCCUCAAGGAAACUAAGAGCUUGAAAGUCCCUCGCAACCCGUCUUCGUGGACGUGCACCAUUCCCCGCUUCCUCAUCGGAAACUUUCGUCCCCCACCUCUUCGCACCCUCACGCACAACCUCAAGAUCAGCCUGCAACUCCCUCGCCUCCCUGAUCGCCUUAGCCUUCUCAAGCGAGAACCGCCCUUCCAUACCCGCGUCCUUCAACAUUUGGCGGAGAUGCUUCACCUUUGCUCGCGGUGUAUCGUACGGAGCUAGUUCGCGAAACCACAUCUUGCGAAUCCCACACUUUACAAGCUGGCCCUGUAGCUUCUUGAUUUCCGCCAGGUCUGGAUCCGCAUCAGCUGCGUCCUUGGGUUUCCUGCUACCGCCGCUAGCUGGUUUCGAAGAUUUCUUGGAUUUCUCUUGCUGUGAGGGCUCGGAUGACUUGCGACGUUUGGAUUUCGGUGGUGGUUCGUCGUCGAUGACAACGGACAUGUCGCUUUCUGAUUCGUCGUGCUUGGUGUCGCUAGGUUUACGCAUUGGGCUAGCUUCCCUCGAUGACGCUCUUUCUGAUGUCUUGUCGGAUUCAUCUGGCACGUCGGAAAGGUCUGAUGAUGUGUCUGUCUUUGGUGCUGGCUUGGGCUUGGGCGCUUGCUUUACUGGUUUAGAACCCUUCUUCGCUGGCGGUGCCCGCCUUCGAGAACUGGGUGCUUCUUCGUCUUCGUCUUCCUCUUCCUCACUCUCUUCGCUUGGAGGUGAUGAUAGAUCUUCCUCGGAUUCUGAUGGAGUAGCAGUUCGCCGUCUUUUUCUAGCAGGUUGUGAUGCGCUCGAAGCGCGCUUAGGCUCCUUGGGUUUCAGAGGAGGUACCCGUUUUGGAGGCGCUGGGGUUGGCUUCUUUUUCUCCUUCUCAGCGGCCAAUUCCUCUUGUUUCUCCUUAAAUACCGCACAAAUGUGUAUCAGUACUUCUAAAAGCAAAAAGACACUUCAUUCUGACCAUGCACAAAAAUUGGCAUAAUUCUCUCUUCAAAAAAUGAAAGUGGUUGGGAUUAAAAAAUAAGGCACACAUACUGCUUCCUGUUUAAUUAUCCGGUCACUCUUAGCCUUCCAAACCUCGUCAUUCUUAUAGAAUCCCUCGUCUAGAGUCAGCGCUUUCUCCGUCGCAGCCCGGACGCGCUUCACCGUCAAUUGCUCCAGGUUUCCCUUCUUGAAUAUGGCCGCCACGGUGUCGCGCAGGCCUUUCUCGAGGACAUCAUCAGAAGGAAUGCCCACGGAGGACAACGAAUCGGAAUCGGAGUCCGAAUCAGACAUGGCGAUAGAUAUGCAAACGGGGGCUUAUUUUUGGUUCUUCUUCCUCUUUGUGGCGGGGUUGACGCGACUGGGGGGACGAAUAUGGACGCGUUAAUGUAGGUAUGGAUAUGCGAGGCUGUCGUAACCUUCCUCCUUGUUAAUGUAGCUAUACUAUUUGUUUCUGGAUAUUAUUGCAGCUCUUUGAUAAACAGAGGAAUUAUUGCGGCGCAAAGAACUUGUGAGAUGAGUGAGUUAUUCAACCGUUGGUCAAGCGCAGCUGCUGGGAUCGAACAACGUUAGCGGCGCAGACAAGAACUUCCUCGCAACCAACACCCGCCGCCUCGGGACCGGCGCUGGAUCCAAGCUUGAUUUCUCAGCAUUCAAUGGUCAGAAUAUUCCGCAUUUCACCAACACCAUGACAUUAUAACCUUCAAUUUACAUUCAGGAACAUUUAACACUCCAUCUAGAUACCUCCGGCAACUAAUAAUUCGAGCUCAAUAGUUAACUACCUCUCAACUCGCGCGCGGGUCUAUAACAAAUAGCUUUGAAAAUUGCCACGUACAUAACACACCAUGGCGGAGAUAUUGACGGAGCAAGUUGAGGCCCUUAAAGAGGCAAGACGCAAAUCAAAGCACACAACUACGGCAGAUGGCAAGCAGGAAGAUGGCUCCCAGGAGAAAACACAAUUGCCCAAGGGGAUGAUCCUGGGUAUGGAUGGAAAGCCCUGCCGCACCUGCAUCUCCAUCUCCGACUGGCGCGCCCUCAUGAAGGGCAAAUCCCCCGCUACCCCUUCCCCUUCCUCUUCCUCCCCCUCCACGACAACAACGACAACGACAACGACAACUACAACCGCCCAGGACCAAACCACAGCAGCCCUACCCCCGGACUGCCCUCCCGAUGUCGAAACCCUUGGCCGCAGCACGUGGACCCUCCUCCACAGCAUGACCGCCACCUACCCCGCAACCGCCACCCCACAGCAACAGAACGACAUGCGCAGCUUCCUCACGCUAUUCGGCAAACUCUACCCUUGCUGGGUAUGCGCGGACGAUUUCCGCGCCUGGAUGAACGAGCCCAGCGGCGCGAAUAAGCCGCGCCUGAAGACGCGCGCGGAGUUUGGCACCUGGAUGUGCGAGGCGCAUAAUGAGGUUAAUAGGAAACUGGGGAAGGAGGUGUUUGAUUGUGCGAAGUGGGAGGAGAGGUGGAGGACUGGGUGGAAGGACGGGAGGUGUGAUUGAUUGAUUGAUUGAUUGAUUGAUUGAUCGAUUGAUGGGUUGGUUGUAGCGUGUGUUUUACCUACGCUUGAGAGGCGGCUUUGGUGGACAUGGGGUCUCACGGCGUCUGAUGCGGUGGAUAACGAUGAUGAUGUGUGAUCAGCCCAGAUCAUCCUCUGUGGCCUUGAUCGCGUCACUGGUGGCUGCGGAGGCAUUUGCAGCGGAAAAACACCCAUCUCCUCAAACCUUUGUUUUCGUGGCAUUGUUUAUAAUUUUAAGCGGUUGGCGCAUGUCCUUUUGGUGUCUGGUGCGUUGGGGGACGGGGGGGGUUCGAGAUCUCUACUCAUUUAGACUUGGUCCGUGGGUUGGCUGGUUUAGACCUUUUGUUUUGGAUCGUAUGUACAUACAUGUACAAUAUAUACGUGUAAAAAAGGCAUUUAUAGACGUUAUGUAAAUUAGAAACGACUUCAUAUUCGUCCACGGGUCCUGUGAGGUUACUUUUUGUACCUGCCGAUUACGCGCCUCUAAAGUUAUCAUGGCAUUUAUAGGCCUCGUAGGGGGAAAUCUUACAACAAAAUAUGGUGGCUCUCAUUUUCACUCUGCUGGGUGUUAAAUGUGAUACUAUGUAUGAGGUGAAAAGGGACUUAAAUCCCCAGUGUGUAUACAGAGUACAGUGAGUCUCGUUCAGAAAGGAAUUUUAUACCUCGCG